CCGGAGCGGCGUACACGGCAAGCAGAUGAACUUCGCCAACAAGUUCGCGAGGUUCCAGCAGAAGUGGGUGGGCUCCCCUCAAAAGUUUCUUCCUCCCGAUGGUGACUAUCCCGGCGGCUCCACCGGCAUCCCCCUUGACGGCUACGUCGCUUACGAGACGGGAUGGGCCAACGACGGUCCCUACCACGGCGAGCUCGCGCCCAUGCAGGAAGCAGGCAUCGCCUCCAAGGGUGUGCGUCCACAGCAGCUGAGAUUCCGGGGGUCGAAGCUGAACAGGAAGCAGAAGCUGGGCGAUGAGACUUUCGGUCGUGAGAUGGACGAGAAAGUUCCCGCCAAGGACAUCAGCAGGGACCUCUAUGCUGCUGCGAGGCCUCGCAGCGCCACCAUCGACGCCAUGAGCGACCUUGUGUAGGCUAGAGAAGACAGGAGGAGACACUUAAAUUUGAACGCUAGAGGAGGAGAAGCCGCGGCUGCUCGUCGUAUUUACAAUGAACGUCAGGAGGCGAAG
Molecule: messenger RNA, 508 nt
Organism: Guillardia theta CCMP2712
Lineage: Eukaryota; Cryptophyceae; Pyrenomonadales; Geminigeraceae
Exons: 3
Coding region: 26-412 (128 amino acids)
Source: RefSeq, a predicted model, not a curated record